CCCAGUGCUGCCCCCAUAUUCGCUGAACGAUCUUCCUCCCUGCGCUGAAAUCGCCAUGCCUGGCACGAAGACCAAAAAUGCCGGGACGCCCCGCGGCAAUCGAGGUGGUGGUGAUGGCAAGAGUUUCCGGCCAUACCACUCGACCAACGUUCCAAAGGAGGUGGAUCUGGAAAGUGCUUUUCUUCACACGGAUGCUGAUGAGCCGAUUACGACGCUGAUGCUACGGCACAUUCCAAACAAGUACUCGCAGUCGAGCUUGCUCAAGGAGAUCGAUUUCAAGGGUUUUCAGGGCAAGUACGACUUCUUUUACAUGCCAAUGGAUGUCCACAACCGGACCAAUGUCGGAUAUGCGUUUAUUAACCUGGUCACGACGCGAGAUGCGAGAGACUUCUUCCUCAUGUUCUCCAACUAUCGGUUUGAAUUCCAUGCCAGUGGAAAGAUAGGAGCAGUUUCCCCUGGUCAUGUCCAGGGCUUGGAGAACAACGUCUGCCAUUUCGGCCACCGGGCCGUUGCCACGGCGCAGAAUGUGCAGUACCGACCUCUCGUCUUCCGCGAUGGCAAGCAGGUGGAUCUGAAAGCAGUCUUCCAAGAGUUGCAGAAGGGCCGCCAGGUUCCAGAGCUUCUCAAGCCGCCGUCGUCUGGCAGCUUGGUGCAGGCUGCGAAGAUGAUGGCCCCAGGACCCGUGGAUGGGCAGACGGAGGUAGAGGACUUUUGUCCGAGGUGGCCCAUUGGUCUUUGCGCGUCAGCGUCGGCGGCGCGCGCCGUUUGGUCCUCUGGUUGGGUGGCGGCGUUCUGGGCGCAGACGGCCCAAACUGGGUGAUUUUGCGUGCUGAUGAGUUGCAUGUGCCAUUCAUCGCGGUUAUGUGUAGGCAGCCCCUUACUAAGCAUCAUCCACGUUGAAAAGACAAGUCCAACAUAGAAUUAUAUAUCCCUUCGAGUUCCAAUGAGCUUUGACAAAUUCGACCCGGAAUCGUGUUUGAGGCAUUGAGGCUUCUUUAGGCAUGCUUGGGGGGAGUCUGCAGGAUGAACACCCUCUCCCGAACCUCCUAUCCUAUUCUUACUCGCACCUCAUUGCAUUGUUCGGGUUCUGGACGAACAUGGUCUCCAUUUUCAGGGGGCCCAGGCAUGCUGCGCCACACGCAUUGUCAGAGACACGGCUCACAAGACUCUCACAGAAAAUGGAUGAAAGUGGCCCAUUUUGGGCUCGGCGUUGUCGUUUUUUCUCCUAGACAUGGUUCUUCUCAGUGAAUUCAGUCUAUCCGAAGGGUUGCUGACUCAGCCCUGCCGUGCAGUGAGCGAUCUGGCUUGCCCAGGCACGGAACUUACGGAAAGGGAUGGAAAGGGGAAGAGGGGCACUCACUAGUCGCCAGUGGUUUUGGUCCUAUACUUGUGUAUCUUGAAAAGGAUGGAUGCCUUGCUACUCAUUGACGGGUUGAUGGGUUGGCUCUAGUUGGUGGCUAUAUAUAGAUACGUAACUGCGGCUGUUUGAGGAUUUUCCGAGGCCACAGACGUGAUACAAAUGCCAUGAUCAAAGCUCGCAAUUAAGAGAAGAACAGUUGAACAGUGUGCGUACUGUGAGCAGAUUUGCCAAUACACCAGUUAGAAUCCCAAUGAAUAUCACAUUCUUAUUCCUCUUGGGGUCUCAACGAUGGACUUCCGUGACUGCUCAUCAGGACCAAAAGGAGUUCGACCGCAUGACCUGAUGUCGCCCAUGCCCUGCCGAGGGGCUGUGCGACCCAGGUAUUUUGGCAUUUUCGUAGACUAAUAUGGUACUGGUAGUGACUAAAGAAUUGUACUCAAGUCACUAUACCAUCAUUGUAAAAUUGACAUCGAGUGGGAAAAAAC
Molecule: messenger RNA, 1845 nt
Organism: Durusdinium trenchii
Lineage: Eukaryota; Dinophyceae; Suessiales; Symbiodiniaceae
Source: the annotation of a GenBank genome assembly